Perca fluviatilis (European perch) is the source of this 2310-nucleotide messenger RNA. RefSeq lists its product as uncharacterized. The record is from RefSeq and is a predicted model, not a curated record. Lineage: Eukaryota; Metazoa; Chordata; Actinopteri; Perciformes; Percidae. The transcript is spliced from 4 exons. The coding region runs from base 251 to 1111 and encodes 286 amino acids.
UUUAACUAAAAAGCUCUUUCUCUGUAGGGAUCCAUCCCAUAAUGUUAAAGGUAAGAAUGCUGAAUACUGGUGGCAUAAUCUCUGUCUUUAAACCCUUCAAAAAAUCCCCUGAAAAUCAGUUAUGCUACCCCCACGAUGCCACAGCUUCCUGCUGCAGAAGGCUGUCUAAGGGUGAACAAGUUUCACAUCCGGUUGUUAAGCGCGUGUUGAAACUUCCUCGGUAUUUGUGGUUAAGAUCAUCGCGUCUUACAUGCAACAUUAUCACCUUGUGAAAGAGGAAGUGCCCUUCUCUUUUCUCUCUCUCUCUGUCUCUCAGCGGACGACGAAGUACUUUCAGAGCAGAGCGGCGCUCUUAGCGUCUCGGUCGGUUCUCUCGUUCUUUGGUUUCUGGUGUCUGAUCAUGGAUCUGCGUUGGGUGAUCCUCCCGGUGUUUAUGGUGUUAGCUGAGGACGAGAACGUGACCGUAGUCAAGGCAACGCUGGGACAAAAUGCCAUCUUUACCUGCUCGGUGGACAUUAAAGACACAUACUGGUACAUAGAGAUUAGCAGCCAGGUCAAAGGAUUUAUCGCCCAGACCUACUCAAUGGAUCCCAAGGAUACCUGGUAUGACAUUCAUACAACUUUGAAAACCAAAUAUGUUGCCAUGGGAAACAUACUUGAGAUUACAAACAUCACAGCAGAGGAUUGCCGGCUUUACUUCUGUGCCAGAAAGAAAGAUGCCAACAUCAUUUUUAAAGACACGUUUCUCCUUAUUUCAGAUGAUCCUAUAACUCCGUCCACCAACAACAACACUGAAGGAAACGACCAACAGCAGCAGAACAGCUGCAUACUGUGCCAGAGUGAAGUCAUUUACAGCUCGUUGGCACUGAAUAUCCUCUUCAUCUUAGCGAUAAUAGGUUUGGUUUUAACUCUUCUGUGUUUGAAGAGGAAGAAGUGUAACCGUCAGGAGACUGAUCCGUCAUCUUACAUCUAUGAGAACCAAGAGACUGUGGAGACGCCGCAGUAUGAAGAGAUCCAGCUCAGAAACGUGCCACCAGCUGUUGCUUCUUCAGAGUGUAUAUACCACAAAGUUCAGCUGCCUCAGUCCACACUGCCUACUCCACACCCCUGAAACCUGCACGGUACCACUCACCUGUAGUAUGCACACCCCUGAAACCUACACGGUACCACUCACCUGUAGUAUGCACACCCCUGAACACUGCACGGUACCACUCACCUGUAGUAUGCAAACCGCUGAAAGCUGCACGGUACCACUCACCUGUAGUAUGCACACCCCUGAAAGCUGCAUGGUACCACUCACCUGUACUGUAGUAUGUUUGACUGGUUGUUUUGGACUUGAAACUAUGAAGAUCAUGAACUCUUCAAGCGCAUCAACGCACAGAAAGACUUCUACUUGAGCCACAAGAAAACGUGGAAACCUGACGAAUUGUUUGGGUUGUCCAUGAUCUUUGAAAGACUGCCUUCAACACUUCUUUUAAUUUAUGUAUGUGUUUGUAGUUUCUUUCUUCUGUUCAGUUGUUUGCACCUGAAGACUACAUGUUGCAGUUAUGUAACGCCGGGAACUCGCCGCUCGUCUGGUAUGAACAGCCAGACGCUCGAUCGGGCACAAAUCUACGUUUCACGGCUAUUCGCGGCACUUCAGCAGGCAGUGUGUUCCUGGUGUCAGAAGGUUUGAAAACUAGUUAGCAAGCGUGCACCAAAGUCUAAAGACUAAACUGCUGAAAUAAGUAUCUUAAACUGCUGAAAUAAUUAGCUUAAACUGCUGAAAUAAGUAGCUUAAACUGCUGAAAUAAUUAGCUUAAACUGCUGAAAUAAUUAGCUUAAACUGCUGAAAUAAGCAGCUUGUCUUGAUUUUGGCUCCUUAAACCUGAUCAGGAAUACAUAGGUUUUGGUAAGAUGUAAUGUGGCUGAGCUACAGUUUAUGAUAAUUUUGAUUGUACUGUUACUUGUUUGUAAUUUAUUAACAACUUCAAGCUGUGUAUUUGUGUUUGUAUGUGUUUCUUUCUUCAGUUCGGUUGUUUGCAGAUGAUGAACUCUUUAAUGUUUACGAUCACAUAAAAAUUGUAUCCACUUUUUUGUGUUUUCAUAUAAAUUAUUUAACAUUCAGUUUGUCCUGAUGUACAUUCCUUAAAUGCCCCCAAACUGAUUCUGCCAAGAGACUUUUGUUCAAUGCUUUUACCUGUGUAACAGAGAGGAUAUCCUGCCUGUAAGACGCAGACUGGCUGCUUUGAGGUUGAGACAAAAGAAUAAAUGUGUUGAUGCUUCUGGAGACUUUCGGUUGAAAGGUUUGCAGAAGAUUAAACAAAAGAA